GGGCUUCCUGUGGUGCCAGCGUCUGUUGUCAACCAAAGUUUUGUAUGGUUGCAUGCUCAGUUGUGUAUUAAAAGUUCGCCUUUAGAUGCUCAAAUAACAUGAUCAGAGCAGUUUGCUGCCUCGUUGGAAGUGUCCAAGGAACUAUUCAUUUUAUUCAAGAGAUACCAGAUGGGCCUUGUAGAAUAACUGGUGAGAUAAAUGGACUAACUGAAGGUCAACAUGGAUUCCACAUCCWUGAAUUUGGAGACAGCACAAAUGGGUGUACAAGUGCUGGAGCUCAUUACAACCCUUUUGGAAAGACUCAUGGUGCACCAGAAGAGCUAAAAGAAAGACAUCUUGGUGAUCUAGGUAACAUAGAAGCAGACAGUGAUGGCAAAGCUGUAGUUAACAUUACAGACCCGCUGGUCAGCCUUACAGGGCAAUAUUCUGUUAUCGGGAGAUCAUUAGUGGUGCAUGAGGGAGUAGAUGAUCUCGGCAAAGGUGGCCAUGAACUAAGUCUAACUACAGGGAAUGCAGGAGGACGUCUGGCUUGUGGUGUCAUAGGGAUAACUAAAUGAGCUAUUAUUCCUGAUGAGCCAACUUAUUUAUAGCCAACAGAUAGAUAUAGACCCUAACCUAUGUUUCAUUAGUAUUUUUUUUAAAGAUGACUGUAUAGGGAAGGAGGGAAAAGGAGGGGAGGGGUGAGAUCCAAAAAAACCACAAAUCCUUCCUUUGGUAUGUUCUAGAUUAUGUUGAGGAUGCGGAAAAAAAUAUAUUUGUCUUUAUAUAGGCAUUUUUAUCUUAGAAGUUGUUCUUUCGUAGUUUUACAUUUAAGCAUUAAACCAAUAGAAAUUUGGUGGAAAACUGAAUACCAAGGCAAACCUUUUAAAAAUUGUCUGGAAUUUGAUAUGUUAUGAUAUAUACUUGGUACAAUAAUUUAUAUAUAAGUUAUGAGAUGUUUCUAAUAAGUGGUUUACCUUAAUGAACGACAAAGAAAAAUUUUUAACAGGGAAAAAACCAUAUACUCCCACUUGGAGUUCGCUCUGCUCAGUAUUAGUCUUGAUUGUGUACGAAUGUGUUCUUUCCUUUACUGUAGUACUUUAGGUACUAUGGAACAAUAGGAAUUKAUUAAGAUUCCACGGGUCUUGGUUGAAUAGCUGAAUAUAUUAACGCAUAACUGAGGCUAGGGCUGUCAGCAAAAGAAAACUCAAAACUGGAUUAUUGUUGAUGUUUUUAGAUAUAGAUGCUCUUUCAGAAAAAAAAAAAAAAAAA
Messenger RNA from Actinia tenebrosa (Australian red waratah sea anemone), 1251 nucleotides. RefSeq names its product superoxide dismutase [Cu-Zn]. The record is from RefSeq and is a predicted model, not a curated record. NCBI's taxonomy places the organism in Eukaryota, Metazoa, Cnidaria, Anthozoa, Actiniaria, Actiniidae. Gene Ontology annotation, biological process: superoxide metabolic process. Gene Ontology annotation, molecular function: copper ion binding.